Molecule: messenger RNA, 2173 nt
Organism: Andrographis paniculata
Lineage: Eukaryota; Viridiplantae; Streptophyta; Magnoliopsida; Lamiales; Acanthaceae
Product: sugar transporter ERD6-like 6
Exons: 15
Coding region: 293-1975 (560 amino acids)
Biological process (GO): carbohydrate transport; transmembrane transport
Cellular component (GO): membrane
Molecular function (GO): sugar transmembrane transporter activity
Source: RefSeq, a predicted model, not a curated record
GUCGUCGUCUUCGUCUCCUAUUUCCCUCCCAACACAUUCUUCAUCCACAUCCAUUAUACACUUUAAUUUCUUGUGUCUUUUUCUUUCUCAUUUCUUUCUUUCUUUCUUAAUUAAGAACUAACUUAAUUAAUCAUCUGUGCCCGCUUUAUUAGUUGAUCAGUUAGUUAAUUUGAUCCGAUCGGAGGGAAUCGUCAAUACAUUAGAUCGAUCAAGAAGGAAGGUGUGUGUAAUUAGCAAUUAGCAGGUAGGUAGGUAGGUAGGGAGAGAGGCAGUGAGUGAGUGAGUUUGAGGAAUGAGUUCGGAGGUUGCAGAGGAUGGGCUGCGGAAGCCAUUGCUGCACACGGGAAGCUGGUACAGAAUGUCGGGAAUGGGGUCCCGACAGUCGAGCAUCAUGGGAUCCUCCAUGAAUCUCAUGCGCGAGUCCAUCUCCGUCUUCUUCUGCGUCUCCGUCGUCGCCCUUGGCCCCAUCCAGUUUGGAUUCACAUGUGGAUACUCUAACCCUACCCAAUCAGAAAUCAUACGUGAUCUUGAUCUCACCAUCUCCGAGUUUUCGAUAUUUGGGUCUUUAGCAAAUGUUGGAGCUAUGGUGGGAGCCAUUGCCAGUGGCCAGAUUGCUGAAUACAUUGGCCGAAAAGGGUCACUCAUGAUUGCUGCAAUACCCAACAUCAUCGGCUGGCUCGCCAUUUCCUUCGCCAAAGACUCGUCCUUCUUGUUCAUGGGAAGGUUACUCGAAGGCUUUGGCGUCGGCAUAAUUUCAUACACGGUGCCGGUGUACAUUGCCGAGAUAGCCCCUCAGAACCUACGAGGAAGCCUCGGAUCCGUGAAUCAGCUGUCCGUGACAAUUGGAAUCAUGCUAGCGUAUCUGCUCGGGCUUUUCCUACCUUGGCGAGUUCUUGCCGUUCUAGGAAUCUUGCCGUGCACAUUGUUGAUACCUGGCUUGUUUUUCAUACCCGAAUCUCCUCGUUGGCUGGCAAAAAUGGGACUGAAUGAAGGCUUCGAAACUUCCCUGCAAGUUCUCAGAGGGUUCGACACAGACAUUUCAUCCGAAGUCAAUGAGAUUAAGAGAUCCGUCGCAUCCUCAAACCGAAGGACUGUCAUCAGGAUUUCGGAGCUCAGGAGAAAGCGAUAUUGGUAUCCUUUGAUGGUAGGAAUCGGGCUUCUAAUGCUCCAGCAACUAACCGGUAUCAACGGCGUUCUCUUCUACUCGAGUAGCAUAUUUCAAUCUGCAGGGAUUUCAUCGGCUAAAGCAGCAACAUUUGGGAUCGGGGCUUUGCAGGUUGUGUUUACCGGGAUCUCUGCAACUCUGAUCGAUCGGGCAGGUCGCAGAAUUCUCCUAAUAGUACGUCGUAAUACUUUCAGCUACAAUCUGCAUCAUCAUUGUCUGGAUAGAAUGGGCUCUAUCUAUAUAAUCUGUUACUUACUGCAGGUAUCAUCGUCGCUGAUGACCCUGAGCUGCGUCCUCGUCGCUUUGGCAUUCUACUUUAAGGUGGCAAUUUACUUUAAACUUGCCAAACUCCAUGGUUGUUCUUGUACUAACUCCAAAAAGCAGGAUACGUUGCCGGGAGACGAUCAUCCCAUCAUGGAGGUAUUUGCGCUGGUCGGACUUCUGGUGUUGGUAGCUGGCUUUUCGAUAGGACUUGGGGCCGUGCCAUGGGUUAUAAUGUCCGAGAUUCUUCCCGUGAGCAUUAAGAGCCUUGCGGGGAGCGUUGCAACGCUGGCGAAUUGGUUAUCAGCAUCCAUUGUUACAAUGACGGCGAACUUACUCUUUACAUGGAGCACUGGAGGUUCUUUAUCUAUCUCUCUAAAAGCUUUGUCUUUUUGGCUGCUGAGAAUACUUAUCCAUCACAUUGUUACUUGUACAGGAGCUUUUGCGAUAUAUGCGCUAAUAUCAGCUUUUACUUUAGCGUUUGUGGUCCUGUGGGUUCCUGAAACCAAAGGAAGAACACUCGAAGAAAUUCAGUCGUCAUUCCAUUGAUACAUACAUACAUACAUAUACAUUAUACAUAUACACGAACCUGCUUCUAUCAGAUUCCAGGUCUUUUAUCGCGUGCACAUUAUAGCAUUCUUCUGUGCAAUGCUCUAGUUUGAUUAUCAACUUUGGAAGUGGUUUUGUAUUGACAGAAAGGAUGUUAUUGAUUCUAUGCUUAAUAAACUCUGAUCAGAUAUGAAUUCA